AUGGUCGUCCCUAAUAACCAUAUGAACAACCUAACAACUCUUAUCAAGCGGCUUGAAGCUGCGACCUCCAGGUUGGAGGACAUGGCCUCCUCCCUUGAUGGCCCAGGUCCUAGCCCAGCAGCCGGUGCCGGUAUGCUAAGUCCCAACGUAUCACCGAGCACCGCUCCAGCUCCACCAGCUGCGGAGCCUUUACCGAAAUGCAUCGAGGCAUUUGACGCUAUAAUUUCGAAUGAAGUGAAGGCAUUCAUAGAUAUCAGCCAGCAGCUUGGUGAUCUAGUUGCCCCUCAAUCGAAAGCGGUUCUUAAAGCCUUCGAAGCCGAGCGUAAAUACCUCCUUGUCUCCACAAAGGCAAAGAAACCAGAAGCACAACCCCCUGAGCUCUUUACAGACCUGCACCGAGCCUCUGAUGAAAUCAACAACAUCCGUGAGAGCAAUCGACCCUCACCGUUCUUCAACCAUCUCAGUGCAGUGGCAGAAGGUAUCGUUGCGUUGGGUUGGUUCUUCGAGACUAGACCAGCUACUUUUGUCACGGACACUCUAGGCGGAGCACAGUUCUACGGAAACCGAGUGCUCAACCAAUAUAAAGACAAGGACAAAACCCAUGUCGAGUAUAUCCAAGCAUACUACCAAAUCUACAAAUCCCUUAUCGAGUAUAUCAAGGAAUACUACCCCCGAGGAGUGACAUGGAACGAUAAGGAUGGAAUUGAUGUGAUGGAUGCCUUGAAGCAAGUGUCCUCAGGGUCUUCCUCUACUGCGGUACCACCUGCUCCGGCAGCAAAGGAGGCAGGGGGAGCCCCUCCACCACCACCACCUCCUCCACCCCCAGGCCCUCCGCCAGUAAUCAAAGCAGCGCCACCAAGCAAUGACAUGUCUGCUGUUUUCGACCAGCUUAAUCAAGGCUCCGCCGUCACUGCCGGCCUCCGAAAGGUCGAUAAGUCGGAACAAACGCACAAGAACCCCAGCCUACGAGCACAGUCAAUUGUUCCAGGCAGCCCUACUUCGCGAGGCAAAUCACCUGCUCCUAGCAAGAAGCCAAAACCAGAGAGCAUGCGUGUCAAGAAACCUUCCCGAAAACAACUAGAAGGUAACAAAUGGUUCAUCGAACACUUCGACAGCCCAGCUGAUAUUGUUGAAAUCUCCGCCUCUCUCACCCAAUCUAUUCUCAUCUCCCGAUGCAACAAGACCAUCAUCAAAGUCAACGGCAAAGCUAAUGCGAUAUCACUUGACAACUGCGUCGGUGUCUCCAUCAUCGUCGACUCGCUCGUUAGUAGUUUGGAGGCAAUCAAGUGUUCCAAGUUUGCACUUCAGAUUGACGGGGCCGUUCCAGCUGUGAUGUUUGAUCAGAUUGACGGAGGCCAGGUUUAUCUUAACGCCGGCAGUAUGGAUACCGAGAUUCUUACCAGCAAAUGCACGGCCAUCAAUAUCGUUUUGCCACCCAAGGAGGAUGUUGAAGACUCAGAUGCAAAGGAGUGUCCUAUUCCAGAGCAAAUUCGGACUGUUAUCAAAGAUGGGGCGAUUGUUAGCGAGAUUGUGGACCAUGUAGGAUAG
Nannizzia gypsea CBS 118893 is the source of this 1548-nucleotide messenger RNA. Its product is annotated as adenylyl cyclase-associated protein. The transcript is spliced from 4 exons. Gene Ontology annotation, cellular component: cytoplasm. Gene Ontology annotation, molecular function: adenylate cyclase binding; actin binding. The coding region runs from base 1 to 1548 and encodes 515 amino acids. NCBI's taxonomy places the organism in Eukaryota, Fungi, Ascomycota, Eurotiomycetes, Onygenales, Arthrodermataceae. The record is from RefSeq and is a predicted model, not a curated record. Gene Ontology annotation, biological process: regulation of adenylate cyclase activity; cytoskeleton organization.